Molecule: messenger RNA, 1674 nt
Organism: Loxodonta africana (African savanna elephant)
Lineage: Eukaryota; Metazoa; Chordata; Mammalia; Proboscidea; Elephantidae
Gene: HNF1B
Product: HNF1 homeobox B
Exons: 9
Coding region: 1-1674 (557 amino acids)
Biological process (GO): pancreas development; liver development; regulation of transcription by RNA polymerase II
Cellular component (GO): nucleus
Molecular function (GO): RNA polymerase II cis-regulatory region sequence-specific DNA binding; DNA-binding transcription factor activity, RNA polymerase II-specific
Source: RefSeq, a predicted model, not a curated record
AUGGUGUCCAAGCUCACGUCGCUCCAGCAAGAACUCCUGAGCGCCCUGCUGAGCUCCGGGGUCACCAAGGAGGUGCUGGUCCAGGCCUUGGAGGAGUUGCUGCCAUCCCCGAGUUUUGGGGUGAAGCUGGAGACGCUGCCCUUGUCCCCCGGGAGCGGGGCCGAGCCAGACACCAAGCCGGUCUUCCACACUCUCACCAACGGCCACGCCAAGGGCCGCCUGUCUGGGGACGAGGGCUCUGAGGACGGGGACGACUAUGACACCCCUCCCAUCCUCAAGGAGCUACAGGCGCUCAACACCGAGGAGGCGGCGGAGCAGCGGGCCGAGGUGGACCGGAUGCUCAGCGAGGACCCUUGGAGGGCUGCCAAAAUGAUCAAGGGCUACAUGCAGCAACACAACAUCCCCCAGAGGGAGGUGGUCGAUGUCACGGGCCUGAACCAGUCGCACCUCUCCCAGCAUCUCAAUAAGGGCACCCCUAUGAAGACCCAGAAGCGCGCUGCACUGUACACCUGGUACGUCAGAAAGCAGCGGGAGAUCCUCAGACAAUUCAACCAGACAGUCCAGAGUUCUGGAAAUAUGACAGACAAAAGCAGUCAGGAUCAGCUGCUGUUUCUCUUUCCAGAGUUCAGUCAACAGAGCCAGGGGCCUGGGCAGUCCGAUGACGCCUGCUCUGAGCCUACCAACAAGAAGAUGCGCCGCAACCGGUUCAAAUGGGGGCCCGCAUCCCAGCAAAUCUUGUACCAGGCCUACGACCGGCAAAAGAACCCCAGCAAGGAAGAGAGGGAGGCCUUAGUGGAGGAGUGCAACAGGGCAGAAUGUUUGCAGAGAGGCGUCUCCCCAUCCAAAGCUCAUGGUUUGGGCUCCAACCUAGUCACUGAGGUCCGUGUCUACAACUGGUUUGCAAACCGCAGGAAGGAGGAGGCCUUCCGGCAGAAGCUGGCCAUGGAUGCCUAUAGUUCCAACCAGACACACAGCCUGAACCCUCUGCUCUCCCAUGGCUCCCCCCACCACCAAUCCAGUGCCUCUCCUCCAAACAAGCUGUCAGGAGUUCGCUACAGCCAGCAGGGAAACAAUGAAGUCACUUCCUCCUCAACAAUCAGUCACCAUGGCAACAGCGCCAUGGUGACCAGCCAGUCAGUUUUACAGCAAGUUUCCCCAGCCAGCCUGGACCCAGGCCACAAUCUCCUCUCACCUGAUGGUAAAAUGAUCUCAGUCUCGGGAGGAGGUUUGCCCCCUGUCAGCACCUUGACGAAUAUUCACAGCCUGUCCCACCACAAUACCCAGCAAUCUCAAAACCUCAUCAUGACCCCCCUCUCUGGAGUCAUGGCCAUUGCACAAAGCCUCAACACCUCCCAAGCACAGAGUGUCCCUGUCAUCAACAGUGUGGCCGGCAGCCUGGCAGCCCUGCAGCCUGUCCAGUUCUCCCAGCAGCUGCACAGCCCUCACCAGCAGCCCCUCAUGCAGCAGAGCCCGGGUAGCCACAUGGCCCAGCAGCCCUUCAUGGCCGCCGUGACUCAGCUACAGAACUCACAUAUGUAUGCGCAUAAGCAGGAACCCCCCCAGUAUUCCCACACCUCCCGGUUUCCAUCUGCGAUGGUGGUAACAGAUACCAGCAGCAUCAGUACACUCACCAACAUGUCUUCCAGUAAACAGUGUCCUCUCCAAGCCUGGUGA